ACAUACGACUCACUUCAGAUCCCGGUUCACUUGCUGUCCAGUCAUGGGGACUUUAACAGACCGUCUAGCUAUACUGGUUCUCCUUUUGUCCACAGCAUCAAACGUCUGCGAUUCCAAUAUAUGCACAUCACGAGGGGUCACAACAUGUCAACAGUGUCUGGCUGUUCACCCGAGCUGUGCAUGGUGCUCUCAGGAGGAGUUUGGGAAAGGGGCAUCUGGCACAUCUCGCUGUGACCUAAAAGAGAAUCUACUGAAAGAAGGAUGCAGCGCAGCGUCACUGGAGAUUCCCUCCAGCACCCUCACUAUUCAGCAGGAUGUGCCGCUUAGUGACAAGGCAUCAGGAACAGCUAAAGAUGUUACUCAGAUCAAGCCUCAAAAACUCCAGAUGACUCUAAGACUAGGUGAUGCCAAACGUUUCACUGUGUCUGUGAAACAGGUGGAGGAUUAUCCCGUGGACCUCUACUAUCUGAUGGAUCUCUCAUAUUCAAUGAACGAUGACUUGGCUCGCCUUGUCACCUUGGGCAAUGAUCUUGCUGCAGCCAUGGGCAAAAAAACAAGCAACCUGCGUAUGGGGUUUGGGGCCUUUGUGGACAAGACUAUGUCCCCAUACAUGUACACUUUUCCUUCACAGGCAAUCAGUAAUCCGUGCUAUGGGAUUGGUGUACAAUGCCAGGCUCAGUUCAGUUUCAAGAAUGUGCUGUCACUGACAGAGAAGGUAUCUCGCUUCACUGAGGAGGUGAGGAAACAGCAGAUAUCGAGAAACAGGGAUGCUCCAGAGGGUGGCUUUGAUGCUGUCAUGCAGGCGGUGGUGUGCAAGGAUAAGAUUGGCUGGCGUCCGGAUGCGUCGCAUCUUCUGGUGUUUACCACUGAUGCCAAAACUCAUACUGCUCUGGAUGCGCGCAUAGCUGGUGUUGUCCAACCGAAUGACGGACAGUGUCACCUUGAUAGUGACAAUCUUUACAACAAAUCUACAGUGCUGGACUAUCCCUCUUUGGGGCUCUUAACGGAAAAAAUGACCGAAAACAACAUAAAUUUAGUUUUUGCUGUGACCAACUAUGUGAUACCACUUUACGAUGAAUACAGUAAGCUUAUUCCAGGCACAACCGUGGGAACUCUUUCUGAUGAUUCUGGGAAUGUUAUUCAGCUAAUUGAGCAGGCAUAUGCGAAAAUUCGGUCUAAAGUGGAGCUGGAGCUGUUGAAUGUCCCAGAGGAGUUAAAUCUCUCUUUCAAUGCCACUUGUCUAAAUGGAGAGGUCAUCCCCGGAAUUAAGUCCUGUACUGGUCUCAAGAUCGGAGACACAGUGUCAUUCAGUGUUGAGGCUCAGUUGCGGAGCUGUCCUAAGGAGAAGAGUCGCACCUUUACCAUCAAACCUCUCGGCUUCAAAGAUGCCCUUGAGGUUACGGUGGAUUUUGCCUGUGGUUGUGAGUGUGAGACAAAGGCACAAGCCAACAGCCCCCUCUGUAGCAACGGCAACGGGACCUUCGAGUGUGGUGUUUGUCAGUGUCACCCAGGUCGGCUGGGCCCGCAUUGUGAGUGCUCACUUGAAGACUACAGUCCAUCUGAUAAUGCCAACUGCAUCCGGGAACCAGAGGGCCCAAUCUGCAGUGGAAGAGGCGACUGUCUGUGUGGACAAUGCUCGUGUCAUACGAGUGAGUUUGGUCAGGUGUGGGGAAAGUACUGUCAAUGCGAUGACUUCAAUUGUCUGCGCUUUAAAGGAGCUCUGUGUUCUGGUCACGGGAAAUGUGAUUGUGGGGUGUGCAAGUGUGACGCAGGAUGGAAAGGAGAAAACUGCAACUGCACCACGCGCACAGACACCUGCAUGUCCAGCACUGGUUCCCUGUGCAGCAGCCGGGGUAUCUGUGAUUGUGGAGUUUGCCUUUGCACUCAGCCUGGUGCCUACGGAGCCACCUGUGACAAAUGCCCCACCUGCCCUGACGCCUGCACACUAAAAAAGGAGUGUGUUGAUUGUCUGCACUUCAAGAGAGGACAGUACAUCAAAGACAACAGCUGUAAUAGAAUGUGCACAGAUGAAAUUGAAGUAGUGGAUAACCUGGCGGAAAAACGCAAUGGAGUAAACUGCUCGUACAAAGAUGAGAACGACUGCGUGCAGCACUUCCAGUAUUAUGUAGAUGAUGGCGGCAAAUCCAUUCUGCGUGUUGUGAAAGAACCAGAGUGCCCGCCUGGUGCUGACAUCUUGGUGGUGUUGCUGUCGGUGGCUGGAGCCAUUCUGCUACUGGGCCUUGUUGGCUUGCUCAUAUGGAAGCUGCUGGUCACAAUCAAAGAUCGUAGAGAGUUUGCCAAGUUUGAGGAGGAGAGAGCCAAAGCCAAAUGGGAUACGGCUAACAAUCCUUUGUACAAAGGAGCCACCUCCACCUUUACCAAUGUAACAUAUCGAGGAAACUAACGACUAAUGGCCAAGAAGAAAAUCUCAGGGGUCAACGGCAAAGAUGGAAUGUAGCAGCACAGAAAUGGAUUGCAAAGAACAUACUUUACACUGUCAUGUGACCAGCUACUGUAGCUGAAAAAGCAGUUAAUGCUGUCAACAACUUGAUGUAAUGAUUGUACAUAAUAUAAAAGGAAAAAAACAAAACAAAAUGUUUUGUUAUAAAUCACAGAUGGUUGUGUUCUUAGAAGGGUCUUGGGUCUUAGAAGGCAUUCUGUUUCUACACUGUUUCACUUCUGGUGUAUUCUAAAAUACUAAAUGUGCAUUUAAGAGAAGGAGAGCCGGCUGUUACUGUGGUUUCUCAUUUUUCUCACCACUGCAAUAUUUUUUAAGAUGAAUAUUUCUGUACACCCAUUACCACUUCUCCUAUUUCCUAAUAGCCAGUUACAGUAGCAGCAAUGAAACUGCAAGAAUGCAGCUAUUUUUUAAAAGCCACUGCAGAUCUAGUUUAUAGUGAUGUCUGUGAUAUACACUGUAUUUUAACCUCCUAGGACCUGGUGUCCACAUAUGUGGACAUCACAUUUUGAUUUUGGGCCUGAUAUCCACUUAUGAGGACAUUAUACUGCCACUGUUCUAUCAAAAUUUAAAGUGAAUGUCCUCAUAUGUGCAUCUCAUUUUUCUCAGAAACAAAAAUCAGGUAAAAAAAAAAAAGAAAAUCACGUAAUUCUUUGUUUUUACAUUCAUCAGGUCCCAAUCAGCCCAAAUAGCAAAGAGAAAUUAAAAAUGCAUGCCAUGAAAAAGUUUGGGUCUUAGAAGGUUAAAUGCAAAAAAGAAAUUGCCACUUCAAUAAACUUAUAGCAUAAUUCUAUAAAGAUUUUCUUCUAUUUUGGUGCUUUUGGGGAUUUUUUAUACAUAUUUUUUUUCUUUUGUAAAAUAUAUAACUUAUUCUGUGCUCUGUUGUGCCUUUGCUUUUGUAAAUGCAAGUUUGAUUUGAUUCAGUUCUGUACUGACCACCACUGUGCCACACUUUUUUAGCCUCUCUGAAAUGUGACGUACAUUUUGGUUUUACAUUUGUGGUUCUCUCAGGAUGUUUGCAUUUUUUUCACAUCUUUUAAAGUUGUUAGCAGUUAAGGUGAAGACACAAAUAUUCAAGCAACUUUUGUGUGUCACUUAAUACCUGUUUUUCUUUGAAAAAAUGUAUAUAUUUUUUUUUUGCUUAUUAAGAUCUGACUUAUAACAGAAAAAUGAAAUUGCAAUGAAAUUGCAAUAAACAUUCACUC
This is a messenger RNA of Pelmatolapia mariae (spotted tilapia), 3663 nucleotides long. RefSeq names its product integrin beta 3a (gene itgb3a). The transcript is spliced from 15 exons. Bases 44 to 2404 code for a protein of 786 amino acids. Gene Ontology annotation, molecular function: integrin binding; fibronectin binding; fibrinogen binding. Lineage: Eukaryota; Metazoa; Chordata; Actinopteri; Cichliformes; Cichlidae. Gene Ontology annotation, biological process: integrin-mediated signaling pathway; cell adhesion mediated by integrin; cell-matrix adhesion. Gene Ontology annotation, cellular component: focal adhesion; integrin complex; cell surface. The record is from RefSeq and is a predicted model, not a curated record.